GGCGGCGGCACGAGAUGCGCAGUAGGAGCCCGGCGGCGGCGAAGGAGCUCGCCACCAGGAAGAAGUAUUUGCUGGCCGCUGUGUUCCUCGUGCUGUCGCUCGUGAGCUUCGUGGUCCAGACGGAGGCUACCGCGUAUAUUCAGAGUCAUUUGGGAUGGAGGAAACCGUAUUUGAUGCUGUACUUCACGCACUGCUCGUUGUCGGUGCUGUGGCCGUUCCAAGUGCUGAUUUUGAAAGCUCGCAAGCCACAUAUACCAUGGGCGCCGUUUCUCAAAGCGCAUUUCCACAGCGUGCGUACAACAGCGCAAAUGAUCAUGGCGGGAACACCGCACCUAUCACCGUCGCAAGCCAAGCGUGAUCCGACGGUGUUCAUGCUCCGGCGCGUCGUCUUCAUCACCGCGGCGCUCACGGUCGGCGGCUCCACCUGGUACGUCGCAGUGAAUAUGACGACGCCGAGCGAUCUCACGGCGAUCUACAACUGCUCGGCGUUCUUCGCGUACGUGUUCAGCAUAUUCAUGCUGAAGGAGCGGAUGCGCGUCGACAAGAUCUCGUCGGUGGUGGUGGCGUGCGUGGGCGUGCUCAUUGUGGCGUAUGGAGACAGCGGCACCGCUGAGAAGGGACAGGAGGAGGCCGCGGCGAACAGGACCCUCGGCAAUCUGAUCAUAGGCGUCGGGAGCGUCAUGUAUGGGUUCUACGAAGUGCUGUACAAGAAGGUGGCGUGUCCGCCCGAGGGCGUGAGCUCCUCGCGCACCAUCGUCUUUGCAAACGCCGUGGGAACCGGGCUGGGCCUCACGACACUGGUUGUCCUCUGGAUCCCGAUCCCGUUCUUCCACGUUAUGGGCUGGGAGACGUUCGAGCUGCCGCACGGCCAAGCGGCUUUGCUAGUGGCCGUCUCGGUCUUUUCGAACGCGGUGUUCUCGGGCUCCUUUCUGGUCCUCAUCUCGCUCACCAGCCCCGUCCUGUCCAGCGUCGCAGCGCUGCUCACCAUCUUCCUGGUGGCGGUGGUGGACCAAAUGUUGCCCUCGGGGAAACCCCUCAGUGGCGCUGCGAUCGUUGGCGGAUUGACUAUCUGCGCCGCGUUCUUUCUGCUCGCGUGGAGUAUGUGGAGAGAGAUGGCAGAGGAUGCAAAUGCGGUUGCGAGAGGGAAGGAGGAUGAUGAGGAUUGGAGCGAGAGUGAGACGGAGAGGGAUGAGGCUUGAGGUUUGAGCUAUCUUUUACACUGUCGGGAAAUAUAUAUAGAGGUGGACGGGAUGGGACGGAAUGCGAUGCGUUAGGUUGGGAUGGGAUGGUGUUGGGAUUUGCUACUUAUUUAUUUAUUUUCGUUCUUUCUUUCUCUGUCGAUUACAUAUUUGGUUAUGGUGUGGUCUGGUCUGGAUUAUUGGCUUCUUAGGCCUGGGUCUGAGUUCGAGUUCGGUGAGAGUGUUUUGUUCGUUGAGAGUGUUUUGUUCAUUGUAAUUCGGGGUGUUCUUUUUUUUCUUCUUGUGUGUUUUGGGAAUCUUGGAAUUUGGGUCCUGAGUGGUUUAGAUGUGGAUGUGGGGAAACUCCUGGGUCUAUCUAAAGCGGUGGCAUACUAUGAUACUACGGGCCAGCAAUGGUUAUAUGAGCGUUCUGACACAUAUUUCGUCGUAAUGAAUAAUGGUGGUGG
Molecule: messenger RNA, 1645 nt
Organism: Tricharina praecox
Lineage: Eukaryota; Fungi; Ascomycota; Pezizomycetes; Pezizales; Pyronemataceae
Product: putative DUF6-like integral membrane protein
Exons: 3
Coding region: 15-1199 (394 amino acids)
Cellular component (GO): membrane
Source: RefSeq, a predicted model, not a curated record